AUGGCGAACCCUCCGCCUUCACCUCCACCACCAGAGUCGAACUGGUCGCAGCAACAGACUCCAGUGCAGCCCUCAUCAACACCACACGAGAAACCACUCUCGAUCAAUGUCGAAGACCCCGAAGCCGCGACAGAUCAAAGUGCAGAGGGGAAACCAUGGAUGUACAAGCCACUGUUCAAGAUCGGCAAGUACCAAGCACCCUGGUUCGCCUCCCCCGAUGUUCAACUCUAUCUCGUCUCCUUUGUGUGUUUCUUGUGUCCGGGUAUGUAUAAUGCCGUCUCGGGCCUCGGUGGUGGUGGUCAGGUGAACCCGACCGACGUGAACAACGCCAACACCGCCCUGUAUAGCACCUUUGCCGUGGUGGGAUUCUUUGCCGGCUCCAUUGCGAAUCGCGUGGGUCUGCGCAUCACCUUGUCACUGGGGGGCUUUGGAUAUUUCCUCUACACGGCGGCGCUGCUCUCGUACAAUAUCAACCAGAAUGCCGGGUUCUUGAUCUUUUCGGGAGCCCUGUUGGGGGUGUGUGCCGGUCUGCUGUGGUGUGCACAGGGUGCGGUGAUGAUGAGCUAUCCCCACGAACAUGAAAAGGGGAGAUACAUCGCCAUUUUCUGGGUCAUUUUUAACUUGGGUGGUGUGAUUGGCAGUUUGGUCCCCCUUGGGCAGAACAUGCACAGCACGGCCGGCAGUGUCAACAACGGCACAUACAUCGCUUUCCUGGUCUUGAUGGCCGUCGGAUUCGUGCUCUGUUGGCUGCUAGUCGACUCCAAAUACGUCAAGCGUGACGAUGGAUCCCGGGUCAUUGUGAUCAAGAACCCGACCUGGAAGUCGGAGUUCCUGGGUCUGUGGGAAACCCUGCGAAGCGACUCGUACAUUGUCCUGAUGUUCCCCAUGUUCUUCGCCAGUAACUGGUUCUACGGGUAUCAUUUCAAUGCGGUCAACUUGGCUUAUUUCACCGUGCGUACCCGCGCAUUGAACAGCCUGCUCUACUGGCUAAUGCAAAUGGUGGGCGCCUUUGUCUUUGGUCAGCUCCUCGACAUGAAGUGGUUCUCACGACCGACCCGGGCCAAGAUCAACUUUGGUAUUCUCAUGGCCAUCACAUUGGCAAUCUGGGGCGGUGGAUAUGACUUCCAGAAACAGUACACUCGCGAGACAGUCAAAGCCGAUACGGAUUUCACCGACAGCAGCUACAUCGGCCCCAUGUUCUUGUACAUGUUCUAUGGCUUCUACGACGCUGCGUUCCAAACAUGCACCUACUGGUACAUGGGCUCACUCUCCAACAACGCCCGCAAACUCGCCAAUUUCGCCGGCUUCUACAAGGGUAUCCAGUCGGCCGGCGCAGCCGGAAUGUGGCGCAUGGACGCCCAAAAAACACCAUACAUGACCGAAUUUGCCUCGUGCUGGGGUCUCCUCCUGGGCAGCAUGUGUAUUGCUUCACCGGUGAUUUUCCGCAAGAUUAAGGAGCACACCGACGUGGCCGAGGAUCUGCGUCUCUCGGAUCAGACCACGGCCGAAGUCCUCGGUGGUACAGAGCUGACACACUCACAUGAUAAACCGCAUGUUGAGCAGGAUAGUGGAGAUGGGAACAGUGGGAAGAUGUAA
This is a messenger RNA of Penicillium diatomitis, 1596 nucleotides long. RefSeq names its product unc-93 family MFS transporter. Gene Ontology annotation, biological process: transmembrane transport. Bases 1 to 1596 code for a protein of 531 amino acids. The transcript has 4 exons. Gene Ontology annotation, molecular function: transmembrane transporter activity. The record is from RefSeq and is a predicted model, not a curated record. Lineage: Eukaryota; Fungi; Ascomycota; Eurotiomycetes; Eurotiales; Aspergillaceae.